Messenger RNA from Tripterygium wilfordii, 2036 nucleotides. RefSeq names its product calcium-dependent protein kinase 11. The transcript has 7 exons. Gene Ontology annotation, cellular component: cytoplasm; nucleus. The record is from RefSeq and is a predicted model, not a curated record. Gene Ontology annotation, molecular function: calcium-dependent protein serine/threonine kinase activity; calmodulin binding; calcium ion binding. NCBI's taxonomy places the organism in Eukaryota, Viridiplantae, Streptophyta, Magnoliopsida, Celastrales, Celastraceae. Bases 140 to 1624 code for a protein of 494 amino acids. Gene Ontology annotation, biological process: intracellular signal transduction; peptidyl-serine phosphorylation; protein autophosphorylation.
ACUUAGGACAAAUCAACGGCGUAAAGGAAGAUACAAAGGAAGCGAAGAAACAAAAACAAAAGGGUAAAAACACAAUUUUCUCUUUCUUAGAACCAGAGAUAGAGAUCGAGUCGUGGGAUUUGAUAGAGAUUCAGGGGCAAUGAGCGAGAAGCAGAGAAAUCCGAGACCCACAAAACCAACAAGCUCAGUUCUUCCUUACCAAACGCCAAGACUCAGAGACCACUAUUUGCUGGGUAAGAAGCUAGGCCAAGGUCAGUUUGGGACGACAUAUCUUUGUACCCACAAGACGACCAAUGCCCAAUUCGCCUGCAAAUCGAUUCCAAAGCGGAAGCUUCUCUGCAAGGAGGACUAUGAGGACGUUUGGAGAGAGAUCCAGAUCAUGCACCAUCUCUCUGAGCACCCUAACGUGGUGCGGAUCGAGGGAACAUUUGAGGAUUCUGUGUUUGUGCACUUGGUAAUGGAGUUGUGCGCGGGGGGAGAGUUGUUUGAUAGGAUUGUGGCGAAGGGACAUUAUAGUGAGAGAGAGGCUACUAAGUUGAUCAAGACAAUUGUUGGGGUAGUGGAGGCUUGUCACUCUCUUGGGGUUAUGCAUAGAGAUCUCAAGCCUGAGAAUUUCUUGUUUGAUACGCCGGACGACGAUGCCAAGCUUAAGGCCACGGAUUUUGGGCUCUCUGUCUUUUACAAGCCAGGACAACAUUUUUCUGAUGUUGUUGGAAGCCCGUAUUAUGUUGCACCUGAAGUGUUGUGCAAGCAUUAUGGACCUGAAGUAGAUGUAUGGAGUGCUGGUGUUAUCCUAUACAUCUUGCUAAGUGGGGUUCCCCCUUUUUGGGCAGAAACUGAAGCUGGAAUUUUCAAGCAGAUUUUACGAAGCAAACUAGAUUUUGAAUCUGAACCAUGGCCUAGUAUUUCAGAUAGUGCAAAGGAUUUGAUUACAAAGAUGCUUGAGAGGGACCCAAGGAGAAGAAUUUCUGCUCAUGAAGUCUUAUGUCACCCAUGGAUUGUGGAUGAUAGAGUUGCUCCAGACAAACCUCUGGAUUCUGCAGUAUUGUCACGCAUGAAACAGUUCUCGGCGAUGAAUAAACUCAAAAAGAUGGCUUUACGCGUCAUAGCGGAAAGACUCUCCGAAGAAGAAAUUGGUGGUUUGAAAGAGUUAUUUAAAAUGAUUGACACAGACAAUAGUGGGACGAUAAAUUUUGAGGAACUCAAAGAAGGCCUGAGAAAAGUGGGUUCUGAACUUAUGGAACCUGAAAUCAAGGCUCUAAUGGAUGCUGCGGAUAUAGACAACAGUGGAACAAUAGACUAUGGUGAAUUUCUUGCUGCUACUAUGCAUUUGAAUAAGAUGGAGAGAGAGGAAAAUUUAGUUGCAGCCUUCUCUUAUUUUGACAAAGACAGUAGUGGCUAUAUCACCAUCGAUGAACUUCAGCAGGCUUGCAGAGAGUUUGGUCUGGGUGAUGGCCAUUUGGAUGAUAUGAUUAAAGAAAUUGAUCAAGACAAUGAUGGGCGAAUUGAUUACGCGGAGUUCACUGCAAUGAUGAGGAAGGUUGAUGGAGGAGUUGGGAGAAGCAGAACCAUGCGAAACAACUUUAAUCUCGCAGAUGCCUUUGGCAUCAGAGAUUCAUCGUGAGAUACCAGUAAUUUGAAGUUAUCUUUUGUAUACUUGGGAACAUGCAAUCCUUAAGAGAGAAGAUUCAGAAGUCUUGAUUCUUAAAGCUUCAUGAUUCUCAUUCCCAUACGAAGGAUAUGUGCUGGUUUGUCGGGUUUGAUCUAUGUUUCCUUUUUCUAAGUUAUUUGCUAUUUAAGUUCAGAACUGUAAACACAGACAAUCCGCCAUGGUUCAACUGUAGCAUCAAUAACCUUGCCAGAUGCAGCAGCUUUAUUAGAAUUACUACCUUAGUUGUAGAUGCUAACGUUGUGAAUUAUUAAUGUUUGUAACCAACGAUGAAGCCAUGGCAGCAAUGAACUAUAUUGGUCUGUAAACAACUUCCUUUAUCACAUUUCAGCAAUCAAAGACAGGAGAUUAUAUAUUUCUUCUUAUA